AUGCCUUUGCCUAAUGGGCCAUGGGAGAAAAUUGCCGCAGAUAUUUGCGAAGUUGACAAUAAACAGUUUCUGGUAGUAAUGGAUUAUUAUUCCCGUUAUCUUGAGAUUGGAUACUUACCGAGAACAUCAAGUGAUAACGUUGAGGGAAAAGUGUCAAACAUGUUCUCACAUUGGGGCGACGCCAAAGAGCUAGUAACCGAUAAAGAUGAAUCCGAUGAAGAAGCAAUUGAAGCAAUUUCGUCGUUGGAUAUUCAAGCUGAGAGCGAAUGCGAGAAGGGGCCGAGUGGAGCACAAGCUACAAGUAUUGAUACAGUAACAAACAAAUUCGAAGAUUAUGAGUUGGGAAGUGAUUUUCUUGAUGAUCUUGAUAUGAUAUCGGAUGAGGAAACAGAGGAAUACAAACGAAUACUGAAGGAAACGGGAUAUACAGCUUUUCGUGAAAAAUUAGAAGACACAAUCAAUGGAUGGAAAACAAUCCAAAUAAAUAUUGCUGUAACAGGAGAAUCUGGCACAGGGAAGUCGUCCUUUAUCAACUCUUUUAGAGGGUUAAAAGCUGAUGAUCCUGGGGCAGCUGAAGUCUCCGCGGUCGAAACGACUAUGAAGCCGACAGCUUACCUACACCCUGACAAUUCAAAUCUUCAGGUUUGGGAUUUGCCGGGAGUAGGAACGUUAACCUUCACAAGGGAGAACUACUUGCAGGAAGUAGAUUUAAGUCGGUUUGACUUUGUUUUGCUCCUGUCGUCUUCGCGGUUUAAGGAAAAUGACAUUUGGCUCGCAAAGGAAAUUCUCAGGUUGAAGCUAAAUUUUAAUUUGUUCUUUGUAAGAACAAAGAUCGACGAUGAUCUUCGCUCCGCCAAAAAGGCACACAACAAAAUUCAGACGCCCGAAGAUAGGCAAGCAUUGCAGCAGAAGGUCAGAGACAAUGUAAAGCUCAAACUUCAGGAAGGCAAGAUAUUCAAUGCAAAUAUAUAUCUGGUCGACAACUAUGACAUAGCAGCUUUUGAUUUUGGUACAAUCUUUUCGAAACUGAUCCAAAAGGUUUCCACUCUAAAAAGGGAAGCAAUGAUCAUGUCAUUGACUGGUAUUACAAACGAAGUUGUUCAGAACAAGCUCGCUAUUUUGAAAAGUAGAAUAAGCUUGGUUUCUAAAACCGCGGCAGUGGCUGCGGUCUUUGUAAAGUCGGGCACAAACAAGUAUUCGGCAGAAAUAGACGUGUUGCUAGAAGAGUGCAGAUUUUAUCGUUCGCAGCUAGGACUCAAUUUAGAUUCGUUAGAAAUCAUCGCAAAACGUCUGGAAAUUGAGUUCGAAGAAUUGCUGGUCAAGUUGUCAAUGAAAUCACACAUAUAUGUUGAAUCCGAGGAUAGGUUUGCCAUGUAUUAUACAGGGUUUGAAAAAUUUGACCAAAGCAUUUGGCAUUCACUGCCACUUAUUGGAAACAUGUUAAAGGUCAAAGUUUACCAGAAGCAAUGCGCUUUUGUUCUGAAGAAGUUCCUUGGCAUGUGUGCAAAAGAAACGCAUGACCUACAGAUGCGCAUGGCCAUGGCUUUAGAGGGAUCCGAAUUUUAG
Molecule: messenger RNA, 1566 nt
Organism: Mya arenaria
Lineage: Eukaryota; Metazoa; Mollusca; Bivalvia; Myida; Myidae
Product: T-cell-specific guanine nucleotide triphosphate-binding protein 2-like
Exons: 5
Coding region: 1-1566 (521 amino acids)
Cellular component (GO): membrane
Molecular function (GO): GTP binding; nucleic acid binding
Source: RefSeq, a predicted model, not a curated record